UAGUUCUUUUGAAGUGGUGAACCUUUCUACAAGAACAAACCACACACAUAAAACUUAAUUUUUUUCAUAAAUUAUUUUUUAUACUUUUUUUAAAAUUAAUUUUCAAUUUAAAAUGAAAUCAACGGUGAUUUUUGUUGUAUUUUGCUUAUUAUCAUCAACAUAUGCACAAGUAUUUAAAUGUCCACCAAAAGAUGGUCAAUACGAAGAUCCAGAUCAAUGCGAUAAAUUUUAUGAAUGCCGAGAUGGCGAGCCGAUCCAAAAACUUUGUCCCGAUGGUUUAGUUUUUGACCCAACCAUAAGAAAAAUUAAUAAAUGUGAUCAACCGUUUAACGUCGAUUGUGGAAACAGAGUUAAUUUGCAACCCCCAAAACCGAAAGGAAAUUGCCCGAGACGUAACGGUUUCUUCGCCCAUCCUGAUCCGAGUAUUUGCAACAUAUUUUAUAAUUGCAUUGAGGGCGAAUACACCGAAAUUAAAUGUACAGCUGGUUUGCACUUUGAUGAAUUUAGUGGAACUUGCGUUUGGCCCGAAGCUGCGCAAAGAGAAGGAUGCAAAGCUAAAGAAAAUAAAUUAGAUGAUGGGUUCGUGUGUCCCCAAGAAAGCCAUACGGAUCAAAACGGACAAGUUAACAUCCACCCCAAAUUCCCAAACCCCAACGAUUGCCAGAAAUUUUAUGUCUGCUUAAACGGGGUUGAACCUAGAGAUUUAGGUUGCACCGUUGGUGAAGUUUACAACGAAGUUUUACAAAAAUGUGACGCCCCAGAAAAUGUUCCUGGAUGUGAGGAUUGGUACAAAGAUGAGCCAGCCCCCCAACCAGGAAAGAAAAACUAAAAACUCCUUCAUCUUUUCUUAGUUCCCUUUAAAUCCUUCUCUUAUUACAUUUUAUCAAUAAUUUUUAUAUAAAAAAUGUGAUGUAAUUUCUAUAAAAAAGAAUAAUAAUAAAAAAACGACG
Molecule: messenger RNA, 950 nt
Organism: Onthophagus taurus
Lineage: Eukaryota; Metazoa; Arthropoda; Insecta; Coleoptera; Scarabaeidae
Gene: Cpap3-a1
Product: cuticular protein analogous to peritrophins 3-A1
Cellular component (GO): extracellular region
Molecular function (GO): chitin binding
Source: RefSeq, a predicted model, not a curated record